Bombus impatiens (common eastern bumble bee) is the source of this 1136-nucleotide messenger RNA. Its product is annotated as green-sensitive opsin-like. NCBI's taxonomy places the organism in Eukaryota, Metazoa, Arthropoda, Insecta, Hymenoptera, Apidae. Gene Ontology annotation, cellular component: photoreceptor outer segment; membrane. The coding region runs from base 201 to 1130 and encodes 309 amino acids. Gene Ontology annotation, biological process: G protein-coupled receptor signaling pathway. The transcript is spliced from 7 exons. The record is from RefSeq and is a predicted model, not a curated record. Gene Ontology annotation, molecular function: G protein-coupled receptor activity.
UAACCGCGAGGGGUUGAACGGGGGUUGCUGCUGUAGUUUCGCGCAUGCUGUUUCUACCUGCCGGCAAGAGGGUUGGUUUUAGCCGGUAACGGUGACUGAUACAGAGUACGUGCAGUCAGAGGAAAGGGUAGUUUCAUCCGGGCUUUAUAUAAGGCACCGUGGACAAUGUCGUUUACGAUGCCGAUGAUCAAGUCAGUCCGAUGGUGUACGUCGCUGCAGCGAUCGCAUUGGGAUUUAUCGGAUUUUUUGGUUUCACCAUGAAUCUUCUGGUGGCGAUCGUGAUCGUCAAGGACGCGCAGAUACUGUGGACACCCGUCAACGUGAUCCUGGUUAAUCUUGUCGUUGGCGAUUUCCUGGUGGCUGCGUUUGGAAAUCCUGUUGCGAUGGUUUCUGCUAUCACAGGCGGAUGGUACUGGGGCUACAAAAUGUGCCUCUGCUACGCUUGGUUCAUGUCCACUCUGGGGUUCGCCAGUAUCGGCAACCUGACAGUAAUGGCUGUUGAAAGGUGGUUACUGGUAGCCAGACCGAUGAAAGCUCUGUCCAUAAGGCAUGCGAUAACACUUGGAAUCUUUGUCUGGAUCUAUGCACUCUGCCUCUCUCUGCCACCACUAUUUGGCUGGGGUAGUUACGGUCCAGAGGCAGGAAACGUGUCUUGCAGCGUGUCCUGGGAAGUCCACGACCCUCUUACCAAAAGCGACAGCUACAUAGGAUUCCUCUUCGUGUUUGGUCUGAUCAUCCCCGUUUUGGUGAUCAGUAGUAGUUACGUGGCAAUUAUAGCGACCUUGAGAAAAGUGCGAAAGAGAGCAGGCGCAAGCGGAAGACGCGAGUCCAAGAUCACGAAAAUGGUUGCACUAAUGAUAACUGCCUUCCUGCUCGCCUGGUCGCCUUACGCUGCUCUUGCGAUCGCCGCGCAAUAUUUCGACGCGAAGCCAUCGGCAUCGGUAGCUGUGCUUCCGGCGUUAUUGGCCAAAUCCUCCAUUUGCUACAACCCCAUAAUCUACGCAGGUUUAAACAGCCAAUUUCCCCGCUCUCUAAAGAAGAUCUUCGACGUACGAAUCGCGAGAUCUUCGUUACCGGACAGUCAAAACACCGCGUUGACGCUGUUGAACAGACAAGAGCAAAGGAACUGAGGACCA